This is a messenger RNA of Chaetomium fimeti, 1683 nucleotides long. RefSeq lists its product as uncharacterized. Gene Ontology annotation, molecular function: translation initiation factor activity. NCBI's taxonomy places the organism in Eukaryota, Fungi, Ascomycota, Sordariomycetes, Sordariales, Chaetomiaceae. The coding region runs from base 1 to 1683 and encodes 560 amino acids. Gene Ontology annotation, cellular component: eukaryotic translation initiation factor 3 complex; cytoplasm. Gene Ontology annotation, biological process: cytoplasmic translational initiation. The transcript has 2 exons. The record is from RefSeq and is a predicted model, not a curated record.
AUGGCGACGAAUGCGGGGCAGGGAAAUUCUGCCAGUCGAGAUGCAGAGGAGGCCAAAGCAGUAAAGGGCAAGGCCACAAAGAAACCCAAGCCUCCGGUUCGACCACCGCUCCCACCGGGCCCUCGUACCCCUUACGAUUUUUACGACGCCUGGUCCCCUCCGGCAAUCCCUAAGGAGUCCAACAACAAUCGAGAUUCGCGAGAUUCGCCCAUCUCCGACUUCGACCCUCAAGCCAAACUCGAGCCCAUUUCGUGUCGGACGCUCACCCCAUACAGCUACAGCCGGUGGCUCGAUUUCCACCACAAAGCCCACACCGACGACGUUAUCAGAGGCGCGACCGAGUACCUUGAAUUUUACGGCAAAAAGAGACCCCGAGUGACUGGGCUUAUCGUCAGCAAGAUGGCGGCCCCUCAGUUAAUUUUCGUCGACGGCACCUUCGCCGAGCUGGCGCAGGAGAUGGCCGAGUACGUCCAAAUCGGCGAGCAGGUCAAGCCGCAUCUCGCCAAGGAGCAGAAUGAAGAGGCACUUCAGGCCAUCCUCCAGGCGUCGCACGUCCUCAAUUCGAUCCCCGAAAAGGAAUUCACCGGCGCCUAUAACCUCCUCAUCCAUCUCGUCCUGCAGUCCAAGGAUCCCCUGAAGUACCUGCCCGCCCUCUGCGGCAACCUCCAGAAGCCCAUCACAUCGUCUCCGGCCCACGGUUUUACUCUCGCCGCCAAUGCCCUGAGCACAGUAUUCAACCUUCUCGAGCCGAGCAACCCCACUCGGUUCAAUGUGCUGCUGCAGAUCACGCGCUUCGUUCGGCAGCACGGCCAAUACGACCUUCUCAAGCCACGGUUAGAGAAUCUGGAAGGCUGGUUCAAUAUGUGGGGCACAGAUGAGGACGAGCAGCGGAGGCUGUAUGUUGAGGUGUCGGAGGCGGCCGCCGAAGCUGGCGACGACGAGGAUUCGUACCGCUACCUCAUUAAGGCCCUGGCUACCUUCGACCGCGACGAGCAGGAGGAGAUUACAUCGGAAGAGGCGCAAAAGCUCUCCUUGAAGGCCGUCCGCAUGGCCAUCUCGCACCCCGCCCGGUUCGACUUCCAAGACCUCCGAGUCCUUCCCAGCGUACAAGCGCUCGGGGACUCGCACCCCAUCUACUCACAGCUGCUCGAUAUUUUCACGGAGCAGGACCUGGAGGAUUACAGCGACUUCAAGGACGAGCACGAAGGCUGGAUCGAGAACGAGAAGCUUGAUAAUGACAAGCUGCAGCGCAAGAUGCGGCUGCUCACCUUCGCCAGCCUGGCUGCCAGCACCCCCAACCGCGAGAUCCCGUAUGCCAACAUCGCCAAGGCGCUGCAGAUUCCCUCGGAGGAAGUCGAGAUGUGGACGAUCGAUGUGGUCCGGGCCAAGCUUGUUGAGGGGAGGUUGUCUCAGCAACAGAAGGUCUUCCUGGUGCACCGCACCACCUACCGUGUGUUUGGCGAGAAGCAGUGGCGCGAGCUAGCCACCAGGGUCGACCAGUACAAGUCCAUUGUCGACCAGCUCCUCGUCGUCCUUCGCAAGGGCCAGGCCGACGUGGAGGGUCAGCGCGAGCGUGAGCAGCAGGAGCUCGAGCGGAAGCUUGCCGGCGCCGGCAUGGGCAGCGGCCCGGGCGGUGAUCGCCGCCGCCAACCGCAGAAGCCGCGCACUGAUGAGGAUGACUGA